This is a messenger RNA of Mangifera indica (mango), 538 nucleotides long. Its product is annotated as 40S ribosomal protein S30. Gene Ontology annotation, biological process: translation. The transcript has 3 exons. The coding region runs from base 151 to 339 and encodes 62 amino acids. NCBI's taxonomy places the organism in Eukaryota, Viridiplantae, Streptophyta, Magnoliopsida, Sapindales, Anacardiaceae. Gene Ontology annotation, molecular function: structural constituent of ribosome. The record is from RefSeq and is a predicted model, not a curated record. Gene Ontology annotation, cellular component: ribosome; cytosolic small ribosomal subunit.
ACAUCGUCUUGUUUUUGCUUCCAUUCAGCUAAUCCCAGCCGUUGGAUCUACACAGAACAGGCCUAAUAAAUAUCGCUUGUUCAAAAACCCUAACCCUAAAACCGUGCAAACUUUCUAUUCUCGGAGACGAAGAUUUAGUGACAAUAAUUCAUGGGUAAGGUGCACGGAUCACUGGCACGUGCAGGAAAAGUGAGGGGGCAGACACCGAAAGUGGCCAAGCAAGACAAGAAGAAGAAGCCACGUGGACGCGCCUACAAGCGCAUGCAGUACAAUCGCCGUUUUGUCACAGCUGUUGUUGGCUUUGGAAAGAAGCGAGGACCGAAUUCUUCAGAGAAGUAAACUUGAACUGGUACAGUUUUGAAUUGGAUUUAUGUAGUUUCAAGCUAAAGAAAAACACUCUUCUGUUUGAUUUAACUUCUUCAAUCCUAUUACUUUCAAACCGAAAUUUAUUUGGUUUAGGAUGGAUAUUUAAUAUCAAUUUGUGGAUGUCAAACAUUGUGAAAAUCAAUUAAUACCCUUUGAAAUUUUUGUUGUUCAA